CCUCUUUGUCGUGCUCUGGCUCAUGCACUUCAUGUCCAUCAUCUACACGCGCCUCCACCUAAAUAAGAAAGCCACAGAUAAACAGCCAUAUAGCAAGCUUCCUGGUGUUUCACUUUUAAAGCCGUUGAAAGGUGUGGAUCCUAAUCUGAUCAACAACUUAGAAACCUUCUUUGAACUGGAUUAUCCCAAAUAUGAAGUACUACUCUGUGUACAAGAUCACGAUGAUCCAGCUAUUGAUGUCUGCAAAAAGCUCCUUGGAAAAUACCCAAAUGUUGAUGCUAGACUGUUUAUAGGUAAGCAGUGCUUCUCCAAAGUGGGACUUCAAAUUACAAAAAAAUUUUUAGGCAAUCAGCUCUUAAAUAGUGUUCUGAAAGACAUAGUUGUCUUGUUCUUCCAGUGUGCAUUCUGUGACUUAAUCUUGUAUUUGAGCAGAGUAAGCUUAAAAGCCUUAUCUUGUUUUUUGCAGGUUUAUUUUGGAACUUCACAUCCAAGGUCAUAUAUUUCAGCAAAUUUAACUGGCUUUAAGUGUGUAACAGGAAUGUCGUGCUUGAUGAGGAAGGAUGUCUUGGACCAAGCCGGGGGAUUGAUAGCUUUUGCACAGUAUAUUGCUGAAGAUUAUUUUAUGGCCAAAGCAAUAGCUGACCGAGGGUGGAAAUUUGCAAUGGCCACACAAGUUGCAAUGCAAAACUCUGGUUCAUAUUCUAUUUCUCAGUUUCAAUCCAGAAUGAUCAGAUGGGCCAAACUGCGAAUUAAUAUGUUACCUGCCACAAUAAUAUGUGAGCCAAUUUCAGAGUGCUUUGUUGCCAGUCUGGUUAUUGGUUGGGCAGCUCAUCAUGUGUUCAGAUGGGAUAUAAUGGUGUUUUUUAUGUGUCACUGCUUGGCGUGGUUUAUAUUUGACUACAUUCAACUAAGAGGUGUUCAGGGUGGUGCUUUAUGUUUUUCUAAACUUGAUUAUGCAGUCGCUUGGUUCAUCAGAGAAUCCAUGACAAUUUAUAUUUUCCUGUCUGCUCUGUGGGACCCUACUAUUAGCUGGAGGACAGGACGCUACAGAUUACGUUGCGGAGGCACUGCAGAAGAAAUCCUUGAUGUAUAGCCACAGCUUUGCAACUGUGACUGUCAAAAAGAGAAAGGGGGAUCGAAAGUAUUAUAAAUUGUUUAUAAAAAAUACUUCUAAGAAAAUCUACCUUCAAUAGUUUUAUUACUUGUAUGUUUUGGUAUCUGUUCUUUAAUUUAUUUUUUGCAUGGCACUUGCAUAUCUGUGUAAAUACAUCCAUAGUCUUGGCCAAAUGGUAUUUUGCUCCUAUGUACAAAUAGAAAUGGAGAGAAUUGGUUCUGAUACAUAUCUGCUAUAUGAAUACUCUGCAGUAAACUCUUUUUUUAAAAAAAAAAAAAAAAAAGAAA
Meleagris gallopavo (turkey) is the source of this 1401-nucleotide messenger RNA. The record is from RefSeq and is a predicted model, not a curated record. Lineage: Eukaryota; Metazoa; Chordata; Aves; Galliformes; Phasianidae.